Messenger RNA from Thlaspi arvense, 1011 nucleotides. NCBI's taxonomy places the organism in Eukaryota, Viridiplantae, Streptophyta, Magnoliopsida, Brassicales, Brassicaceae. The record is from the annotation of a GenBank genome assembly.
AUGGCAAGGAUCUCUCUGUUGUUCUCUUUAGCCUUUGCUCUCGCACUUGGCUCAUUGUUCCUUUCCGUUUCCGGUCAUGCACCACCCGCACCGACAAGAAAACUGUCAUGUCCGAAAACCGUAUCCGAACUCCAGACUUUACCCUUUACCGAAAUCGCCAAGCUCCUAAACAGGAAAGAACGGUUGGUUCCAAAAACCGCCGAGUUCAAGGCAAUGUUCACAUUGUGCAAAGGCUAUGUUGCAUACCUCGAGAGCCUUUACAAGUUUGAGAAUCCCAUCGUAGAUGUUUUGGGAAUUGCCAAGGCCAAAUACGCGCUAAUGACAAAUUCGAUUCUUGCGGCACAAGCUACUGCUAAAGUCGAUAAGAAAGCUUCCUUGAAGCUAAAGAAAAGCUGUGUUGGUUUGACAAAAGGGUUUCUUCAGAUUCAAAAGACGAUCGUUAAGAUCUCAGCCAAACAUGAUUACAAGGCUGAUGCUAAGAUUACCCUUCGCGAAUCAAAAAACAUCGGUGAGGCACUGAUAAAAUUCAAGAAAUCGUUGAAUGCUUUCAUUGAUGUAGUCUGCGAUCUUGACAAGAAGAAGAAGACAGUUCUCCAUCGUGCAAGAGCACUUGAAGAAGAUGGAGAUGAUGAAAGUGGAAGUGCUUUCGACAGGUUUCUGAAGAAUUUUUCGGACAAGUUCGGUGGUUAUCUCGGAGGUAAACCUCAUGGAAGAGAACUAGUCGAAGCUGAUGUCAAUGCCAACUCUAAUGUUGGUGCUGAUGUCAAAGGAUUUGAAGCCCUUUACGAGAAAUUUUCUAACUACUUUGGUGGUUAUCUCGGAGGUGACAGUACACACGGAAGAGAAUUAUUAGCUGAAGCUCCAUCUCCAGUCAGCGACGGAGCUGAGGCCGGUGAAAAAGUCGACGGUUCUUUCCAAAACUCGUGGGAUAAAUUUUUUCAGUUCUUUGGUCCUUUUUUCGAAGAUGGAGGCAUAAUUAAUCUUAUGCAUUUCUUCACAACAGACGAAUGA